AAACAUACACGCACAUGACGUCGAUCUUUGCGUGAUGACGCAGUGUUGUAGGCUCGGCUAUGAUGGCAGCCGUGGGUUGACAUCGAUACAAUACUCCAUAUAAACUAUUUAAAAGUUAGAGGAACAGCCCCGACACAGUAACGUAGCACAAAGUACGAGUCUCCAGAUAGCACACGCUUUAAACACACAGCCGCCCGGGCUGGGGAACGUGGCACUAUGCCCGCAGCUACUGUGGAUCACAGCCAAAGAAUAUGUGAAGUUUGGGCCAACAACCUGGAGGAGGAGCUGAAGAGGAUCAGACAUGUCAUCCGAAAAUACAACUACAUCGCUAUGGACACAGAGUUUCCCGGUGUAGUAGCCAGACCAAUCGGGGAGUUCAGAAGCAACGCUGACUAUCAGUACCAGCUACUGCGCUGCAAUGUGGAUUUGCUCAAGAUAAUCCAGCUGGGCCUCACGUUUAUGAACGAGCAAGGGGAAUACCCUCCAGGGACAUCAACGUGGCAGUUCAAUUUUAAGUUUAACCUCACAGAGGACAUGUAUGCACAGGACUCCAUUGAACUCCUGACCACUUCAGGGAUUCAGUUCAAGAAGCACGAGGACGAAGGCAUCGAGACGCUCUACUUUGCAGAGCUGCUGAUGACGUCAGGGGUGGUGCUUUGUGAUGGGGUCAAGUGGCUUUCUUUUCACAGUGGCUAUGACUUUGGCUACCUGAUCAAGAUUCUGUCCAACGCUAACCUGCCGGAGGAGGAGGUGGACUUUUUCGAGAUUCUUCGAUUGUACUUUCCAGUCAUUUAUGACGUGAAGUACCUCAUGAAGAGCUGUAAAAACCUGAAGGGUGGACUGCAGGAAGUAGCUGAACAGCUGGAGCUGGAGAGGAUCGGACCACAGCAUCAAGCCGGCUCCGACUCGUUACUCACAGGCAUGGCUUUCUUCAAGAUGAGGGAGAUGUUCUUUGAGGAUCAUAUUGACGAUGCAAAGUACUGUGGUCACUUGUACGGGCUCGGCUCCGGCUCCGCCUACGUCCAGAAUGGAACAGGAAAUGCUUACGAAGAGGAGGCUAACAAGCAGCAGUCGUGACAUCACUCCGAAAACGUUUCCAUCACGCUGUUCACCUCCACAAUCAGUGAGGCGCCGAGCUUCGACAGCCGGAUGACGAUAAAAAUGGAAGAUCAUGAAACAUAUAUACAUCGUUUAGUGAGCUGUUUCUCAUAGGUUCUGCUCAUCUUAGAGUAUGAUGGUCAAAAAAAAAAAAGUCACAGCUGCCCUCACCACGUGCUGCUGUGCGUGUGUGUGUGAGUUUUGGUUUAGUUACAUCUGACAUGCUUGAAGAGAUGGGAUUUUAGUUUUCCUGAAAUGUUCUGUAGAAAUAUUUUGCACUUUAAAAGCUCUAACCUGAUUUUAUAUGGAAAGCUGAAAUGUUUCCGAUGUCUCGCUCCUCUUUGUUGCCUUGUCUGUGUUCCCGUUUUACAUCGCGAACAUGUGCUUCUUUACUAUCAUAACAAUUGUUCUCACCCUGCUCAGCCUUAACACUAGCUGCAUUCUUAUCUUUUAAUAGUUUUAAUUUAUUGCGCUAGUUAUCUGACGAUGAACAGUCGCCCCGUUCAACACUACACAUCACUGCGUAUCUUCCGGUUGAUGGGAAAGGGAGUUCUUCUCAGUGAGUGUGUUUACGUGCACAUGAGUAGUUAUUUAAAUUGAUUUCAUUUGUUAAUAAUAUUGUUGACAAGCUCUAUUGUGCAGAAACAAAUUUCCUCUGUUGUAGCUGUUUUUCUGUUUGUUUUCACGAUAAAGCUCAGAAGAGUUGGAUAUUAAUAUAUGUAACAAGAUGCAUACGGUGGGUUUUCAUUGAGGGGAAUGUUGAGUAUUUUUAUUUGUGCAUGUAAACAACCUCAUUGACACAAGCACAUAUGAACAAGGAGGACAUUGCCUCUCGACAUGGAUCUACCACAUCUAUAAAAACAAUGAAAAGGCACUAAAAGAAAAACAGUCAACGUGCUGAGGCUUCCCUGAACUGCUCUGCUGAGAGUAAGUUUUCAUUUUUAAUUAAAGUAAAGGAAUUGUAGAGUUUUAGUGUUAUAAUAAAAGAAGAAAAACUAUAACUUUUACUCAUUGGGAGGAAAACUAACAUUUGUUUUUAACGUUUCUCUCCAGUGCAGUUCAUUUCACUUGUAGUUCUGGCCUUUGAAUUUUUUUUCUUGCUUUCCAGAGUCAUGCUUCCUAGACCAGUCGCAUGUACUAAAACAUUUGAAUAAAUGCUGUGUUGUUUAAUAGUAUCCUGAACUUCCAUAUAGGUGUGUUGAAGUUGUAGGUUCACGACUUAUUAACCCGCCUCAGCGUCGAAACAACUGAGACACUUGUCUUUCUCUCUGCAGCACGUCUCACACUGCAAAGGAGUAAAAAGAAGAAUAUGCAAUAUAACAGGA
This is a messenger RNA of Paralichthys olivaceus (Japanese flounder), 2423 nucleotides long. It is a transcript of the gene cnot7, whose product is annotated as CCR4-NOT transcription complex, subunit 7. The record is from RefSeq and is a predicted model, not a curated record. Gene Ontology annotation, molecular function: poly(A)-specific ribonuclease activity; nucleic acid binding. Lineage: Eukaryota; Metazoa; Chordata; Actinopteri; Pleuronectiformes; Paralichthyidae. Gene Ontology annotation, cellular component: P-body; CCR4-NOT core complex; CCR4-NOT complex.